AACGACGGUGUGCCUGGAUAACGAUAUUCACAUCGCCGAACCCUUGGAAAUAUCAGCUAACAGCCUAGAUCCCAAUUAAAAAAAUUAAACAAUAUCCUCAUACGAAAUAAACUUCCAAGCAAGCACCAACAUGCGCUGAUAAUCUAAAUCGAUUCAAUACGCCGCAUCCGCGCACCACAAGAGCGUUGCCGAGAUUAUACCGUUGAAGGGAUACCAAUACCGACGAACGAAGGCUGCAACGGUGGGAAAUCAUCAGGAAGGAAACACAAUUACCGAAUGCUCUGUCCAGGGGCUUCAUUAGGAGCUUCUCGCUCUGCGACAAUCCACGCGGGGGUUAUCUAAAGUUGCGCUGAAUUCAGAUGCGAUGUCAAAACUCCACGGUCAAGUAUGAGCAAAGCCGUGGAAGAUGUAACGGAAGUUGCAGAGCUUCAUACCGUGGCCUCACAUGAGUCAGAGGUGCGUGAGGGCCAGGCUAGCCUUUCGAAACCUCCUAAGAAACGAGUCUCCCAAGCCUGUAGCCGCUGCAGAAGCCGCAAGGACAAAUGCGACGGAAAGAAACCGACAUGUUCGGCUUGUGCUGACGUUGAUGAAACCUGCGUUUAUGACUCGGCCACUAAAAAACGCGGGCUGCCCGAAGGGUAUGUCCGUGGACUGGAAAAGCUUUGGGGUAUCUCGUUACGAAAAGCUGAUGGCCUCGAGACUACCAUAUUAAAAAUUAUCGAGACGGGUGAUACAGAUCCUCACUCUUUAGCCAAGAUAUGGAACGACAAAGAAGGGAAUGAAACCUUAGUUGAAACUUGGAGGCGGAGUAAAGUUUAUCAAGAGCUUGAUAGGUUGCUCCCUUUGCUCGAUCUUUCGGACGACAAACCAGGGAAAAGAAAGCGAACAGAUCCAGUUCCAGGCCGACGGCCAGAGGAAGAUCCAAAUCUACCAUCUUCUAUUCAAGCUCAGAUUGGACCAGAGCAAAACCCAUCACCAGCCUCAACGCUAGGCCACCCAAACGAUGCCUUCGCAACGAGCCAGGAAAAUUUUGUUCUCAAAAGUUCUAUCAUUCCACGAGAAAUUACCAUACCAAGCGCUCCUCCAUUGCCCGAGAGGACAUGGAAUCUCAUCGACGUGUAUUUCUCAUAUACUCAUUGUUGGUUUCCUAUUAUAGAAAAACAUGAGUUAUUAAGACUCUCCUAUCAGUACUCACAGAACAGAUCGGCAUCUUCACCCCACAAGUCGGGGAAUUUGGCAGUGCUUUGGGCUGUAUUAGCGUAUGCGGAUCACCAAAUCAGAGCGAUAAAACCAUAUACAACAACCAACGGCCUUGAUGGUAAUUGGACGGUGGCAAGGCUAUACGAAGAAUCCAAGGCACAUAUCCCUCCAGAAGAGGGGGAUUUUGAGUUGGGCCACGUUCAAGCCCUAUUAAUACUCACGCUUCUGAACAUAGGACAGGGGCGCUGGAGCGGCGCCUGGAUAUUAAUUGGCAAGGCCGUCCGCAUUGCUAUUGAGCUCGGUUUUAGCCAUGCUACAGACAAGAAAUGUCUUAGUGCACACGUUCUUCUAGGCUGCUUUGUUCUUGACACAUUGGUAGCAUUAAACCUCGAUCGGAUCCCACAGCUCCGCGUGUCAGAUAUCAGACAAAUCGGCACCAUUGACGAAGACGGAUUAGAUGAAUGGAAUCCGUGGGUGGAUUGCCUUUCUCUAGAGCAUAAUUCUACAGAUGGCCGUCGCGGUCCCGCCGCUACUCUGAGCACAUUCAACUGCCUGAUUCGUCUCACGGCAAUCCUCAACAGCAUUACUCAUGAUGAGUCUACUGGGACUGUAAGGGCCCAUAAGUGUCAAGAACUGUUGGAUGAAUUGGGAUCUUGUGGCGAAAUGAAUCCCAUCAAAUCCAUGCCAGCGUCUAAUUUUAGCGAUGGGACGAGGCCUCCUUUACUGCCUCAUCAAUACCAUCUUCACAUCGCACAUCUCGGUACAGUAACGGCGGUCUACGCUUAUCUGAAUGCUUCGGGCAAUGGAGAACAAGCUUCUAAUGGUGCAAACCUUGGAGUAUUAGCUGCCUCCGCUUAUAAAACAAUGUGGCUCAUUGUUCGACACUCAGAAGCCUUCGGACUAUCGAUAAUUCCACCAACUUUCGCUUGUUUUAUAAAGGUGAUUUUGCGAGGCUUUCACAAAAUCCCACAAAGUGCUCUCGACGAGCAAAAUCUUACUUCCGCCGAAUGGCAGGAAAAGAUGUUUCACUCGCUCUCUGCGAUGUCUUCAGUGUGGCCAGCGUUUACAACACUUCAGUCCAUGUUAAAAUCCAACCUUACAUCUACGCAAAACCUAUCGCAACCUUUACUGCCAAGCCAGCCAGCAAUAGACAGGCACAUUGCGUCGCGAGACCAAAUGAUUACGCAAUUGGUUCCUCACCCCAUUAUAUCCGACAACCUUUCUAGUUCCAACCUUGAUGUCAGGAAUGGCGCAAAUGGAGCUCAUUUUAACAGAACCCUUACCAACAAUGCUCCACAAAGCCAAGCUCCUCCGUCUGUAACCUCUACGGAUGGCCGGUCUUCGUCUUGGAAGGAACCAACGACCCCUUGGAACCAAUUACCCAGCCAGCCCUAUGAUAAAGUUCUCAACGAUGCUAGCUCUGUUGGCACAUUCACUUCACACAUUGACGGCGACUCAACUUUCAAUGAGUUUGCAGCCCUCGAUGCCAUGGAAUGGAAUAACAAUUGGGACCAGGGUUUGCUCAAUUUGGGGUUUACUGAGACAGAAAUGAUGCGCCAGGACUUCAAUAGCUUCUGUCAAGUCCCAGAACCGACGUCGAACGAUCUUGUUCAGCAACUGCUGGCAGAUGCUGAGGUACCACAUCCCCUACUGGGAAGUAUACACGGUAUAUCAGAUCCCAGCGUGUUGGAGGCAUCCCAAACAUUACGAUCAAUGUUCAAGGGCUGGUGAAUAACCACAGGAACCAUUCGGAUGGCAGCGCGGCCUUGUAUUAUUAUAAAGAAUAUUCUAAGCCACGAAACGCCUCGCUGUUACUUCUACCAGCCGAGGAACUUGUUCUAUAUAUGACCUUUGUAUAUACUAUAUACAUGCCGGAGCUUACAAGCAAACAACGCCGUUCAUCUCUUCAAAUAGCUUACGCAAAACUCAAGUGCAGCCACAUAUCCAUAAGUACCCAAGCCGCAAAUCACAGCGACCGCUUUAUCUGCCAGGAA
This is a messenger RNA of Pseudogymnoascus verrucosus, 3194 nucleotides long. RefSeq lists its product as uncharacterized. Bases 388 to 2931 code for a protein of 847 amino acids. NCBI's taxonomy places the organism in Eukaryota, Fungi, Ascomycota, Leotiomycetes, Thelebolales, Thelebolaceae. Gene Ontology annotation, molecular function: DNA-binding transcription factor activity, RNA polymerase II-specific; zinc ion binding; DNA binding. Gene Ontology annotation, biological process: DNA-templated transcription; positive regulation of transcription by RNA polymerase II. The transcript is spliced from 2 exons. The record is from RefSeq and is a predicted model, not a curated record.